AUGGCAAACACCACCCCUGUGCACUUCUUCGACAUUGAUUCAACACUUCCACGCGACUUGAAACCGUGGUCUGUAAACACAAUCAAGACUCGUAUGGUCCUGAACUACAAGCGCAUUCCUUAUACCCAAUCCUACGUCUCCUAUCCUGACAUCGCCCCUUUGCUCUCGAACUUAAACGUCCGACCUCAUGAGGAGGGCACGGCGUACACCCUCCCCGCCAUCUGCCACCCGUCGUCUAUAACCUCCAAUCCUCACGGGGCUCUGAUGGACUCAUUUGCCAUCGCAACGCAUCUGGACCAGGCCUUUCCAUCACCACCUCUAUUCCCAUCUCGCGAUGCCAGUUACGCUCUGGCACUCGCGGUGAAUAAGCUCGUCGCCAAUGUAACGUCGAAGUGUUCCACCCUCAUCAUUCCCCGAGUGGUCGAUUUUCUGGAUCCCAGAGCCCGAGAAUAUUUUAUUAAGACCCGGUCGGCGAGAUUCGGGAAGCCUCUUUCGGAAGUCCUUCCCAAGGAACCGGACCAAGUGCAGACGAUUAUCGAUGUUGCAACAGCGGAAAUAGCACCAUUGGCGCAGAUGCUACGAGGUAGGCUGGGAAAGAAUGGUCCUUUCCUUGAGGGUGAAAAACCUGGGUAUGCGGAUUUUCUGAUUGUGGCUUUCUUGGCUUGGUGCGAAAGAGCCGACAAGAUGCUCUGGGAGGCCUUAGUCAAUGUCGGAGAGGGAGAAAUUAAGGCGCUCUGGGACGUGUGUUUGCCGUGGGUGAAUGGCCAGGGCGAAGAUAGGAAUUGGGUACACUAA
Molecule: messenger RNA, 795 nt
Organism: Aspergillus tanneri
Lineage: Eukaryota; Fungi; Ascomycota; Eurotiomycetes; Eurotiales; Aspergillaceae
Exons: 2
Coding region: 1-795 (264 amino acids)
Source: RefSeq, a predicted model, not a curated record